CAAACACACACACACUCUCUCUCACACACACACACACACACACACACACACACGCUGUUUCUGGGUGAGGGGGUGGGCUGUGUAGGUAAGGGUUGUUGGGAGAGAGAGAGAGAGAGAGAAAGAGAGAGAGAGAGAGAAAGAGAGAGAGCAUGUCAGAGGAGACGUAAAGGGAAAUCUCUCUCUGUCCAUUCUUUUAUCCGUCGCUGGUCCUCCCUCCCUCCAUCGCGAGUUCUUUCGUCCUGUCUGCUGUGUGUCGCCUCUGGAUCUAACUACACUGGAUUACUCUUCCGGCUUUUCAUCUGGCUGUUUUUUUUUUUUUUUCUUUUUUCUUUUUUUCUUUCCGGGGGGAGAAGCAAAGUUAGACUGCACAUGAGGGAUUUCAUGGUGUGACCAUCUACUGAUCUCUCAGCUGACUCCUUCUCCCGGCUUCUCCGAAUGUGAUUCAUCCACUUCCACAAUUUGUCAAUUUGUAAGCAAAUUGUAUUUUUUUAUAUAUAUGGAUGAUAUUAUCAUUUCCAGUAUCUUUUCCUGAGCACAUUUUCUGGUGUUGUCAUUUCUGUGUGUCAGAAGAACUUUUCGUGCUUGAGGAGAGUGGCGUGGUCUAGCCUGGAUUGUUUACUUGACAGAGAACGAGCCCUCCAGUACGCUCCGAGCUCGAGAGAGCGACGAGCUAAAGUUUACCUUUACCUUCCACCCGCGGUUGGGAACCUUCACGAGCACGAUGACAUGGGAGGUGAGGCGGCUACGAGGACCAUGUCGCAAUCGUUGCUUUUCUGUCCCGACGGACUGCCCUUUUAUAAAAAUGUGACCAAACUCUCAUCUGCCUUUUCCUUAUGGACCUCUCUAAAUAUUGACUUAUAUGGUGUAUUUUUGUUACUGUUUUCGUUGUCCUUACUUGCUUAUUUUCUGGGCUGGGUUUACACACCGAGAGUGAAGGGCAAAGCCUUUGAUAACUGAGUCUGGUCGGAGAUUGGUGGUUCUACCUCGUCCCGCUUCGGGGAAACCCUACUUGUUCGAGUGACUGCCUUUGAACCGUUCACUACCCUCAUCAAGGGGGGUCUGUCUUCUUCUGAGACUACUGAGUGACAAUCUAGCCAGCCGGGAGGUGCGAGGCCAGAAACAGACCCCCCCUCCCAAAGGUGAGAGGGGGGUAAGAUGGCAGCUCUUGCCAGCUCUCUCAUUCGACAGAAACGGGCCGUCAAGGACGACCACGCCAACCGACCGGUAGCCAACAAGCGCAAAGUCUGCCAAAAGAGCAACAAGUCCCUUUGCCAGAAACAGAUCCUCGUUCUCAUCAAUAAAGUUCGAUUAUGUGGCGGUCGAAGAAGACGGCCGGAAUUAAGACCGGAGCCGCAGCUCAAAGGCAUUGUUACCCGUCUGUACAGUCAGCACGGCUACUACCUCCAGAUGCAGCCAGACGGCACCAUGGACGGCACAAGGGACGAGAGCAGCUCCUUCUCACAGUUCAACUUGAUUCCUGUGGGCCUGCGGAUAGUGGCGAUCCAGGGGGCAAAGACUGGGCUCUACCUGGGCAUGAACAGCGAGGGGUAUCUCUACACGUCGGAACACUUCAACCCCGAGUGCCGCUUCAAAGAGAGCGUGUUCGAGAACUACUAUGUCACCUACUCCUCUAUGCUGUAUCGCCAGAGCCAGUCCGGCCGCUCGUGGUACAUCGGCAUCAACCGCGACGGCCAGGUUAUGAAGGGCAACCGCUGUGGAAGAAGAGACCUAGGCGCGCUAAUUUCUGCCCAAAGUCAUUGAAGUCGCCAUGUACAAGGAGCCUUCGCUCCACGCGCUGGUCGGCGAGCAGAGCCCUCCAUGCAAGACGGUCAAGACGUCCGACUCGCCGUCGCAACAGAACGGCAGGAAAGAGGCCCCCAAAGCAGACGCCUCAUAGCACAGGGACCCCUGGCCAGGGGUAGGGGCAGCGGUGACACAGAGAAACUCAAUCUCCCACCAUGCACUGGGAGGCAGGAGGAGCAGUGGCGGCAGCGGCCAAAAAAGUGGCAGCGGCGGCGACAGCCAAACAAACAGGUGAUGCGCUAGCCUCACGUGGGAGGGGCGCGCGGCGCUACUAGAGGAGAUCACCGGGCCCUCAUCGCGACGGCGUCGACAGAGAGUGGGCGUGCGGAGAGAGGAGAAGUUAGGAGAGGACCCCCGUUGUCAUGGCGAUCUUCGCCCCUGGGCCAGGCCAGCGGCACGCUGGCCCCGCGGAAGGUCCGCAGAUCAGUCAGCAGACUCCGUCAGCAGACUCCGUCCGAUCGCCCCCUUGCUCUUGUCACUCACACUAACUCGUCUGCCCCCUGCCCUGGCCCCCUCCAUCCCAACGCCUGCACCACCGCUCCGCCCAGUGUUCUCCAGCACCCAGCACAGGCCACACAGCCUGGUUCAUCUUCUUCUCUUUAAGACCACAGGAGGAGAUUUUUUGUUUUGUUUUGUUUUGUAUUCUUUUCUACUCUAUUCAUUUGAUCUUCCUAACAAGUCUGAAAAUUGAAUGAGCAUAUAAGCUUAGUGAUACAUUGAAGAGCUUUUGGUAUCAAGGGAUCAUUCAUUGCCAUUUUGCACGCAUUAUUUAGUUGC
Molecule: messenger RNA, 2580 nt
Organism: Alosa alosa (allis shad)
Lineage: Eukaryota; Metazoa; Chordata; Actinopteri; Clupeiformes; Clupeidae
Product: fibroblast growth factor 11-like
Exons: 5
Coding region: 1156-1761 (201 amino acids)
Biological process (GO): cell differentiation; regulation of cell migration; fibroblast growth factor receptor signaling pathway
Cellular component (GO): cytoplasm
Molecular function (GO): fibroblast growth factor receptor binding; growth factor activity
Source: RefSeq, a predicted model, not a curated record